ACCUAACCGUGGCUGCCAUUUUUAGAGGUCGCAUGUCCAUGAGGGAGGUGGAUGAGCAAAUGUUCAACAUUCAAAAUAAGAACAGCAGCUACUUUGCUGAAUGGCUUCCUCACAACGUGAAAACAGCCGUCUGUGACAUCCCACCCCGGGGGCUAAAAAUGUCAGCCACCUUCAUUGGUAACAACACAGCGAUCCAAGAGCUCUUCAAACGCAUCUCUGAGCAGUUUACAGCUAUGUUCAGGCGCAAGGCCUUCCUGCACUGGUACACGGGCGAGGGCAUGGAAGAGAUGGAGUUCACCGAGGCCGAGAGCAACCUUAAUGACCUGGUGUCAGAAUACCAGCAAUGCCAAGACGCCACAGCUGAGGAGGAGGAGUUUGAGGAGUGUGCGGAGGAGGAGGAGGACUAUGACCCUGGACUCCUCACUGGUUCCUUGAGUGCAGGCCCUGGUAGAAUGCUCCCUGGCAAGAAGUCAGUGAAGAUGAAGAGCUUCUUGGGUGUCUUCUAG
Molecule: messenger RNA, 506 nt
Organism: Saimiri boliviensis boliviensis (Bolivian squirrel monkey)
Lineage: Eukaryota; Metazoa; Chordata; Mammalia; Primates; Cebidae
Product: tubulin beta chain-like
Biological process (GO): microtubule-based process
Cellular component (GO): microtubule
Molecular function (GO): GTP binding; GTPase activity; structural constituent of cytoskeleton
Source: RefSeq, a predicted model, not a curated record